This is a messenger RNA of Chondrus crispus (carragheen), 1005 nucleotides long. RefSeq lists its product as hypothetical. Gene Ontology annotation, molecular function: nucleic acid binding. The record is from RefSeq and is a predicted model, not a curated record. The transcript has a single exon. NCBI's taxonomy places the organism in Eukaryota, Rhodophyta, Florideophyceae, Gigartinales, Gigartinaceae. Bases 1 to 1005 code for a protein of 334 amino acids.
AUGCCUCGGGGCCCCGCAAUAACCGAUCUUGAGCGUGGCCAGAUCUUGGCUCUCCACAAGGAAUGCAUUUCAUUCAGGAGCAUUGCGGAAGCUGUCAAUCGCUCCGUAGGAGCCGUACAGAGUGUAAUUAGGCUGGGGUUUAACCACAAACAUCCUAAACACUGGAAAGGAAAUCAGAAGAUCUCAGAGACGCAGAAGAGGGCUAUAAUCAGGAUGGCUUUAAAAGCAGAGGAAAGCGCGAGAGGUAUUCAGGCUGAGCUCAAACUGCCAAUUAGGCACAGACGCGUUCAACAAAUACUGAGCGCUGUGACCUAUCUCAAGUAUAGAAAAAUGAUCACGGCACCACAGAUGACCCCUCAGCAUAAAGAGAAUAGGGUCAAGUGGUGCCGUAGAUUCAUAAGCAAGGGUGAAGAGUUUUGGAAUACUGUGGUCUUUAGCGAUGAGAAAAAGUUCAAUGGUGAUGGUCCUGAUGGUUUUGCCUCGUACUGGCAUGAUCUCCGCACCAAAGAGCGAAUUUUUUCUAAGCGACAGAAUGGGGGAUUUUCGGUUAUGGUGUGGGGUGCCAUUAGUUUAUAUGGUGUUUCUCCUAUUGUUUUUAUGGAUGGAAGACAGGAUUCUACUAAGUAUGUUGAUGUUUUGCGCCACGGUUUACUGCCAUUUAGCUCAGAGGUAUUUGGGGAAGGGCAGGGUUGGGUGUUCCAGCAGGACAAUGCCCCGAUUCAUACUUCAAAUUUUACAAGAACUUGGCUCUCUGGCCAUUCUAUAAGGACUCUACCGUGGCCUCCUAAGUCCCCAGACAUGAAUAUUAUCGAGAAUGUCUGGGGAGUCAUGGCUAGAGUGGUGUACGCAAGAGGCAGACAUUAUCAGAAUGUUAGAGAGUUGAAGGAUGCCAUUGAAGAGGCUUGGUCUACAGUGGGGUCGGACCUUCUUUUAAAGCUGUACAAGAGCCUACCCCGUCGUAUGCAUGCUGUCAUGGAUGCGCGGGGUGGUGCAACAAAGUAUUAA